AUGCCCAACAGGAGCCUGGUGACCACAUUCUUCCUCACGGGACUUCCCCACCCCCCAGCGCUGGACACCCCGCUCUUUGGACUCUUCCUGGCGAUCUACAUCCUCACGGUGCUGGGGAAUCUCCUCAUCCUGCUGGUGAUCAGGGCGGAGCUUCACCUGCACACCCCCAUGUACCACUUCCUCAGCAACCUGUCCUUCAUCAACAUGUGGUUCUCCACCGUCAUGGUGCCCAAGGUGCUGAUGACCUUGGUGUCCCCGGGCGGCAGGGCCAUCUCCUUUUACAGCUGCGUGGCCCAGCUCUACGCCUUCCACCUCCUGGGCAGCACCGAGUGCUUCCUCUACACGGUCAUGUCCUACGAUCGCUACCUGGCCAUCACCUCCCCACUCCGGUACGCCAGCGUGAUGAGCGCGAGGACGUGCGCCCUGCUGGCCGCCAGCACGUGGCUCAGCGGCGCUCUGCACUCUGCGCUCCAGGCCGCCCUGACCUUCCGCCUGCCCUACUGCGGGCCCAGCCAGAUCCAGCACUACUUCUGCGACGCGCCGCCCCUGCUCAAGCUGGCCUGCGCGGACACCGCGGCCAACGAGAUGGUCAUCUUCGUCAACAUCGGGCUGGUGGCCUCGGGCUGCUUUCUCCUGAUAGCGCUGUCCUACCUUUCUGUCUCUCUGUCGCUCUGGCAAUGGCUGCACCAAUUUGCUGUCCCCUCUAACAGUGCUCAAGGGCUUCUUUUCUGCACAUCCUCACUAACACAUACCUCUGAACUUUUUGAUAAUAGCCGUCUAACAGAUGUGAAGAAGUAG
Tupaia belangeri chinensis (Chinese tree shrew) is the source of this 798-nucleotide messenger RNA. RefSeq names its product olfactory receptor 10G7-like. Gene Ontology annotation, biological process: G protein-coupled receptor signaling pathway. NCBI's taxonomy places the organism in Eukaryota, Metazoa, Chordata, Mammalia, Scandentia, Tupaiidae. Gene Ontology annotation, molecular function: G protein-coupled receptor activity; olfactory receptor activity. The record is from RefSeq and is a predicted model, not a curated record. Gene Ontology annotation, cellular component: membrane.